AUGCUUCGAGGACAAGCGCUGCGUCUGGCCCAGGUGCUUCUCACUGUUGCACCGGCCUUUAUCACCUACGGUUACAACCAGGCGGGAGUAGGACCGCUAGCUACUCUGCAAACAUGGGUUCAUAUGUUUCCUGAGAUCGACACGGUCAACACCGACGGCGCUAUCAAAGAACGAAAUUCAACAAGAAAAGGCGCAGUUAUAGCCUCCCUCCAACUGGGCGCACUCCUAGGCGCGCUCUCAUGCGCGUAUCUUGGUGACUAUCUUGGCCGGCGCAAGACCAUCUUUCUAGGCGCGGUUAUUGUUGUCAUUGGCGAGCUGCUGGAGACUUCGGCUUUCAAUGUUGCCCAAUUUACUGUGGGCAGAGUUAUACUUGGAUUUGGCAUUGGACAACUAAGCGCCACUGUGCCCGUUUUCCAGGCCGAGUGCAGUUCCGCAAAGCACCGAGGCCAGCACGUUGUUGUCGAUGGUAUCUGCAUGGUUCUCGGCUUUGUGCUGUGCAACUGGAUAGAUUUUGGACUCAGCAAAACAUCUGGUGACAAGCAGUUUCGUGUUCCGCUUGCCCUUUCUUUCAUUUUCCCUCUCAUAGUGCUUUUCUCCGUGUUUUCCCUCCCAGAAUCUCCGCGAUGGCUGGUCCUAGUAGGCCGCCCUGGCGAGGCCGCGCGCAGUUUAGCAGCGUAUAGGGGUCUCCCUGAAGAUGACGAGGCCAUACAGGCAGAAAUAGCAAGCAUCGAGUCCUCAUUGGAGCUCACCGAACAAUCCGGUGCCAUCACUCUUCGCGAAGUCUUUUCUAGGAAUGACGAGGACCGUCUCUUCUAUCGCCUCGCCUUGUGUAUGGUUAUCCAAUUCUUCCAACAAAUGUGCGGCGGCAACCUGAUCUCAACUUAUAUUUCGACGAUCUUCGAACAAAACCUCAAGCUAGGCAGUGACUUAUCUCGAAUUCUAGCCUCCAGCGCACUCACAUGGAAAUGUCUGUGCAAUUUCAUCCCAUUCUUCGCCAUUGACCGUCUUGGUCGCCGCAAGCUAUUCAUGUUCAGUGGCACCGGCAUGUCGCUCUGUAUGGUCGUCCUCGCAAUCACAACCAGUUUUGACACCAGCAACAAGGCGGCGUCCGUUAUUUCUGUGGCUUUUAUUUGGCUAUUUAAUCUAUUCUAUCCAAUUGGUUUCUCGGGUGCCAAUUUCGUCUACUGCACCGAGGUCGCUCCCAUGCAGCUCCGCGUCGCCAUGGCUUCCAUGUCCACAGCAAACAAGUGGCUAUGGAACUUUGUGGUAGUUAUGAUCACACCCGUUGCCCUCGAUACCAUUGGGUACCGCUAUUAUAUAGUCUACGCGGUUAUCUCAGCCUGCAUCCCUGUCUCAGUGUACUUCUUCUACCCCGAGACAAUGGGCCGCAAUCUGGAGUCUUUGAACAAAGUGUUCCGCGAUGCACCGUCAAUGUGGCAUGUUGUGGAUAUGGCGAGAAAUAUUCCCAAGGGCGAUGUGGCUGGAAUGGACGUGGAUCCCAGUGAGAAAAAGAUUAGCGUGGAGGAAAAGGAGCAUGUGUAA
Aspergillus versicolor CBS 583.65 is the source of this 1542-nucleotide messenger RNA. Its product is annotated as sugar porter family MFS transporter. Gene Ontology annotation, biological process: transmembrane transport; carbohydrate transport. Gene Ontology annotation, cellular component: membrane. The transcript is spliced from 2 exons. The record is from RefSeq and is a predicted model, not a curated record. Gene Ontology annotation, molecular function: carbohydrate:proton symporter activity. The coding region runs from base 1 to 1542 and encodes 513 amino acids. Lineage: Eukaryota; Fungi; Ascomycota; Eurotiomycetes; Eurotiales; Aspergillaceae.